GUCCUAAAACACUUUCAGAUACUUUCUCUAUUUUAUAUUUUUGCUCCUUUCUCGCCCUCUACUAUCAAAGAAACAUAUCCCCUCUGGAUAAAAUGGGAAAAUGAAGGCAAAAACAUUGAAAAUAGGAAGAAAAUAUGUUCAGUGAGAAAGUUAAUGUUUUCAGACAUCCUGGUUUUAGUGGAUAGCAAUGGCAUUUGCCAACAUUUUUACUAAUCCAGCCAUUCUGAAUGUUAGUGAAACUAUAUGAAAAUCAGAGGUCUGGUAGGAAAGAAGUAAUAAGCAUCUGAAGGAUGAGAAACCAUACAGAAAUAACAGAGUUCAUUCUUCUGGGGUUGACAGAUGACCCAAAGUUCCAGGUUGUGAUCUUUGUCUUUCUGUUCAUCACCUAUAUGCUCAGCAUCACUGGGAACCUGACCAUUAUCACACUCACCCUGCUGGAUUCCCACCUGCAGACCCCCAUGUAUUUCUUCCUCAGAAAUUUCUCCAUAUUAGAAAUUUCAUUCACGACUGUCAGUAUACCCAAGUUUCUGGGUAACAUUAUUUCAGGAGAUAAAACCAUUUCCUUCAAUAAUUGCAUAGCUCAGUUAUUUUUUUUCAUUCUCUUGGGAGUCACAGAGUUUUAUCUUCUGGCUGCCAUGUCCUAUGACCGCUAUGUGGCCAUCUGUAAACCUCUGUAUUACUUGAACAUCAUGAAUCAAAGAGUCUGCACACUGCUUGUUUUUACUUCUUGGCUGGUUUCAUUCUUAAUCAUAUUCCCAGCACUCAUGUUGCUUUUAAAGCUUGAUUACUGUCGGUCUAAUAUUAUUGACCAUUUUACCUGUGAUUAUUUUCCCAUGCUGCAACUUGCUUGUUCAGACACAAAAUUCCUAGAGGCGAUGGGAUUUUCUUGUGCUGUGUUUACUCUGAUGUUCACAUUGGCAUUAAUAUUUCUGUCCUACAUAUACAUCAUCAGAACAAUUUUGAGAAUUCCUUCUACUAGUCAGAGGACAAAGGCCUUUUCCACAUGUUCUUCCCACAUGAUUGUCAUCUCCAUCUCCUAUGGCAGCUGCAUUUUUAUGUACAUCAAAUCCUCAGCAAAAGAUAGAGUGUCCUUGAGCAAGGGAGUGGCAAUACUAAACACCUCAGUAGCCCCCAUGCUGAAUCCCUUUAUUUACAGCCUGAGAAAUCAGCAAGUCAAGCAAGCUUUCAUUAACAUGGCAAGGAAGACUGUAUUUUUCAUAAGCACAUGAAAUGGUUUGUAGUGAUGAAUUAGUCAAUAAAAAACUGAAAAUUAUUAUUUUUAAAAAUCUAGUUACAUUUCAAGAUGUGUAAUUAGUUUUGAUUAUUUGACUUUGGUCAAAUAUUGGUAUUUCAUCAUUACCAAUGCAUUAAUUGUUUUAAAAUUCCUGAAA
This is a messenger RNA of Cebus imitator (Panamanian white-faced capuchin), 1391 nucleotides long. Its product is annotated as olfactory receptor 6C1. Gene Ontology annotation, molecular function: G protein-coupled receptor activity; olfactory receptor activity. The record is from RefSeq and is a predicted model, not a curated record. Gene Ontology annotation, cellular component: membrane. Lineage: Eukaryota; Metazoa; Chordata; Mammalia; Primates; Cebidae. Gene Ontology annotation, biological process: G protein-coupled receptor signaling pathway. The transcript is spliced from 2 exons. The coding region runs from base 291 to 1229 and encodes 312 amino acids.